AUGGCCUACCGCCUCAUAACCCAGGUCAUAUUCAUCGGCAGCCGAGUGGUCGGGCGCGCCUUCGCCGAAGCCUACAAGCAAGCCUCCGCCUCGUCAAGCUACCAAAGGGCACAGCAAAAAGCGGGAGGCUCGGCCGCCGGCCGCGCCAACAUCUCCUCGGGCAUGACGCUUGAGGAGGCCGUCAAGAUCCUCAACGUGAAACCGCCGCAGGGCGGCAAGGCCGAUGUGGAGGAGAUCACGGAGCGCUUCAAGCGCCUGUUCGACGCCAACGACCCGCAGAAGGGCGGCAGCUUCUACCUGCAGAGCAAGAUCCUGAGGGCGCGCGAGCGCCUCGAGGCAGAGAUUAAGCCCGCGCAGGAGAAUAUGGCCCACGAGCAAGAGGUCAAGGAGGGGUGGAAGCCGAACAUUUACAAGGAUAAAUGA
Messenger RNA from Diaporthe citri, 423 nucleotides. RefSeq lists its product as uncharacterized. The record is from RefSeq and is a predicted model, not a curated record. Gene Ontology annotation, cellular component: TIM23 mitochondrial import inner membrane translocase complex. Gene Ontology annotation, biological process: protein import into mitochondrial matrix. The coding region runs from base 1 to 423 and encodes 140 amino acids. NCBI's taxonomy places the organism in Eukaryota, Fungi, Ascomycota, Sordariomycetes, Diaporthales, Diaporthaceae. The transcript has 2 exons.